CGCUGAUCCUUGAGGGGUUUUCCCAGGCUCUGCUCUGACACCUCAGCUCGCUACCCAGGCUAGGCUGCCUUCAAACCGCUGACGGAGAGGUUCACCGGGAUGGCAAGUCCCCUGGAGCAGGCUCUGGCCACGAUGGUCUCGACCUUCCACAAGUACUCGGGGAAGCAAGGCGACAAAUACAAACUCAGCAAGGCCGAGCUCAAGGAGCUGCUGACCAAGGAGCUUCCGAGCGUCCAGAGCAAGCAAAUGGACGACGCUGAAUUCCAGAAGAUCAUGAACGACCUGGAUGUCAACAAGGACAACGAGGUGGAUUUCCAGGAGUUCGCCUGCUUCUUAGCCUGCGUGGCCAUGAGCUUCAACGACUUCUUCAAGGAUCAUUGCCAGAAGCAGCUGCGUAAGAAGUGACCCCAGACGCCUGCGGG
Messenger RNA from Mauremys mutica (yellowpond turtle), 422 nucleotides. RefSeq names its product protein S100-A4-like. The record is from RefSeq and is a predicted model, not a curated record. Bases 100 to 405 code for a protein of 101 amino acids. The transcript is spliced from 3 exons. Gene Ontology annotation, cellular component: cytoplasm. Gene Ontology annotation, molecular function: calcium ion binding; transition metal ion binding. NCBI's taxonomy places the organism in Eukaryota, Metazoa, Chordata, Testudines, Geoemydidae.